CACGCACUCGACUUCGGAAGAUCGAAAAUUUUAAUCCGCAACCCCAGGGUUGCGCAAAAUCCAUUCGGUGGACGCACGCGCACAGAGCGGAAUGGGGAGUCGAAGGUUCGCGCAGUUCCCAACGAGCGAUGAUGACGAGGAGGACGAGCCGCAUCCUCCUGGGAAGCGAGUCACUCGCUCCUCGAAGAAUCCCGUGGAGAGCGAGGCCGACUCCAGGAGCAAGCGCCGGAAGCUGGUGAAGCUCGUGGACGAGGACGAGGACGGGGGCGGAGGCGAACCUGAGGCUGAUCGGGAGGGUGGGCGAGAGGAGAAGAGUGCGAAUAAUGCGAAGAGGAGGAAGAAGAAGGAAGAGGAAGAGGAGGAGGAGGAGGAGGGUCCAGAGGAGGAGGUGGAGGAGGAGGAGCCCGACGAGGAUGCCAAGCCGAUCGGCGACGCGGUUAGGUUUUCCGGCAAGGGGAGGGGGCGGAAGAGCCAUUAUGAGGCGUUCGAGUUGGAUGGAAAUCAGUACGAGCUCGAGGAUCCUGUACUUCUGGUCCCCGCGGAAAAAGAUCAGAAACCGUAUGUGGCUAUUAUCAAGGAUAUUGCACAAACCACAAAAGGAAGCAUAAUGGUUACUGGGCAAUGGUUCUACCGCCCUGAAGAGGCAGAGAAAAAGGGAGGUGGGAGUUGGCAGUCGCGUGACACUAGAGAGCUAUUUUAUAGUUUCCAUCGAGAUGAGGUCCCUGCAGAAUCCGUGAUGCACAAGUGUGUGGUGCACUUCGUUCCGAUUCACAAGCAACUCCCUCAUCGAAAACAAAAUCCUGGUUUCAUAGUGCAGAAGGUUUAUGACACUGUUGAAAAGAAGUUAUGGAAGCUGACUGACAAGGAUUAUGAAGACAAUAAACAACAUGAGAUAGAUCUUCUCGUUCAAAAAACCAUGCAACGCUUGGUAGAUCUCCCAGAUAUCGACACAGAGGAUGCUCAUGCUGAACAGGAAGAUCAGUUGAAGAGGAAAAGGAGCUUCCGAAGAAGGAAUGUGUCCCCUUUGGAUGUCUCCAGAGAUGAAGAUUCAGCCAAAUCAGAUCAACACUUUAAAGCUGAAACACCAGGAAGUUGUACAAGUAAUGCCUCCGAAUACUAUGCCAUUUUAGUCCGGUUUAAUGAACUAACUGGAGAAAGCGCUCGUGAUAAAUGGUUAGAGAGGCUUCUUCAGGCAGUGCAGUAUGUUUGCAUUUCUGAGGGAACUAAUGAUGAAAAUGGAACUAAAUGUUCAGAAGGAGUCAAUGGAUCUCAAGAACAGCAAAUGAAGGGUGAGCAUCCUUUAAUUUGGCCAGAUGCUGCGGUGUCAGCGGUAACUGCCCUUGAGAAGGCUUCACAUCAAACCUUUUCAUCAGAUUUUCAGAAAUAUAAUCAGAAGUUGAGGCAGUUAUUGUUCAAUCUGAAGAAUAAUGCGCUUCUAGCCCGCCGUUUGUUAAAGGGAGAAUUGGAACCUUCCAAGAUACUGAACAUGUCACCCAUUGAGUUGAAGGAGGGCUUGACUGCGGAGGAGACAGCAAGAAAUGAGCCAGAGGAGUCAGAGCGCAUGCAGAUGACAGAUGCCCGUUGUUCUAGAUGCAGCGAGUUUAAAGUCGGUGUGAGAGACAUCAUCCAGGCUGGACAUGGAGAUCGGUAUCAGCUGGAGUGCAUUGCUUGUGGACAUUCCUGGUAUGCAUCCAGAGACGCAGUGUCAAUGCUGACAAUAGAUGGGCCGAGCUCCACCAGAAGUGUGGGUACCGCACCAUGGGCGACUACCAAGUUUGAAAGCGUGGAGAAGCAGCUGGCCAGUCCCCGAGAGUCUACCAAGCCACCGGACGAUGCUUUUAAGAAAAGCACUGAAGUCAAAAUCCCAGUUUUAGAAAGGCAGAAAUCCAUUAGCAAGUCCAAGUUAGAGGAUAACUCCGAAAUCACAACUAAGUAGGCUCCUCCUGCACCUUCAUAUAGCAUUCACUAGCUCAGCAGUGGUCAGCGAAGGGAAUUAGGAUCGUGAUGUACAGGUUGUCAUGGAUAGUCGUGCUGUUGUCGUUCGUGUUCAUACGUAGGUGUAUAUCCUCCUAAUAUCUAGUCAUGAAAUCGUAUCGAGACUGACCGAGGUAGAAAUGACUGGUUUCAUUUGGGAGAUGCAUACAGUUUCUUGUCUGAUCUUUUCAAGACAAAUGAGCGAAUGGAGGAUUUGUUUGCAGUAUGGUUGUUGUGGCGUGCUGAGUAGGGUACAGGCUGCAAUAUAACCUGCAGUGUGAUUGUU
Molecule: messenger RNA, 2260 nt
Organism: Rhodamnia argentea
Lineage: Eukaryota; Viridiplantae; Streptophyta; Magnoliopsida; Myrtales; Myrtaceae
Exons: 8
Coding region: 92-1936 (614 amino acids)
Biological process (GO): DNA-templated transcription
Molecular function (GO): chromatin binding
Source: RefSeq, a predicted model, not a curated record